AUGGAAAAGGUGCAAAGUUCUUUCACCUUUUUAUUUUUGUUUUUAAUGGAAUGGCCACUUCUUGUAUGCCUGCCUUAUGCAGGUGAUAGGAAAGAUGAUACACCUGAGCCUACAAAGAACAACAUUAGAGCACAUUCCAUGGCUCCAAACACCAACACCUGGGAUGCAGUGAUGAUUCCGUGUAGACCUGCUCUUGUUCAAGUAAUUACAAUUGCAUGUAUAGUCUUAAGCAUUGCCCUGGUGUGUGGGGCUGCUGUUUCCUAUAUAAUAUAUCGACUGGUACAGACUGAGAAAAGGCAACAACUUGCAUUGCUUUAUAAAAAUAUCAAGAUACCAUUAUUAGGAGAUGAAGAGAAGGACAGUGGCCAAGAAGAGUCGGGUUACGUACUUGCAGAGAAUGAAAAGAACCUGGCAAAGUUCAUUAAUUCAGUUAUUAUAUGGAAAAGCAGACAACACUUUGAAAGGACAAGAUUGAAGAGUGAACAACAGUUAGUAAAUAUCUGGGAACUGUAUUACCCAGAUCGCUGCCAGACGUUGGCAGCGACGCCGACCAGUGAAGGUUCAGAAAAUCUGCCUGAGCUUCAUAAUGUCGGUGGGCGUGCAGGCGGCACUUCCGGCCUCCUCUUUGUGGCGGGCAAUUUGACAUCUCUCAGGAUCGACUCACUGCAUCGGAUGCUGCUCAGCCCUGCGUGGGCACCGGAGUCGCAGUGGUCCUAG
Molecule: messenger RNA, 717 nt
Organism: Phyllostomus hastatus (greater spear-nosed bat)
Lineage: Eukaryota; Metazoa; Chordata; Mammalia; Chiroptera; Phyllostomidae
Gene: CUNH19orf18
Product: chromosome unknown C19orf18 homolog
Exons: 6
Coding region: 1-717 (238 amino acids)
Source: RefSeq, a predicted model, not a curated record